This is a messenger RNA of Lathyrus oleraceus (garden pea), 510 nucleotides long. RefSeq lists its product as uncharacterized. The transcript has a single exon. The coding region runs from base 1 to 510 and encodes 169 amino acids. Lineage: Eukaryota; Viridiplantae; Streptophyta; Magnoliopsida; Fabales; Fabaceae. The record is from RefSeq and is a predicted model, not a curated record.
AUGGAUUUAGUAUGUCUACCUUUGAUGAAUCUCUAUGUUAUCCUUGGAAUGAACUGGUUGGAGUUUAAUCAUGAUCAUAUCAACUAUUUCAACAAGACAGUGUCACUUCAAGAGUUUGAUGUUAGUGAUGAGUUUUUCGUGUCGGCUAAGCAGGUGAAUGAGUUCGUAAAGGAUGAUGAUGCAGUGUUUAUGAUAUUAUCUUCUAUGAAGGCAAAAAGUAAAGUUUUAUUAGGAGAGUUACCAGUGGUGAGUGAUUUUCCAGAGGUGUUUCCAGAUGAUAUCAAGGAUUUGCCACCAGAGCGCGAAGUUGAGUUUACUAUUGACUUAGUGUCUAGUACUAGUUUGGUGUCGAUGGCUCCUUAUAGGAUGUAUGCUUCAGAGUUGAGUGAAUCGAAGAAGUUACUGGUAGAUCUAAUUGAAAAGAAGUUUGUUCGUCCAAGUGUUUCACUGUGGGAUGCGUCGGUAUUGUUAGUGAAGAAGAAGGACAAUAUUUAUGAGGCUAUGUGUUGA